Panicum virgatum (switchgrass) is the source of this 1886-nucleotide messenger RNA. Its product is annotated as 30S ribosomal protein S9, mitochondrial-like. Gene Ontology annotation, biological process: translation. The record is from RefSeq and is a predicted model, not a curated record. Gene Ontology annotation, molecular function: RNA binding; structural constituent of ribosome. Gene Ontology annotation, cellular component: cytosolic small ribosomal subunit; ribosome. The transcript has 5 exons. The coding region runs from base 82 to 1350 and encodes 422 amino acids. Lineage: Eukaryota; Viridiplantae; Streptophyta; Magnoliopsida; Poales; Poaceae.
GGAAAAACGGAAACAAACGGAUCAAGCGCUAAAACCCUAGCUCCCCUGCCGAAUGGUCGCCGCCCUCCGCCGCGCACCACCAUGCUGCUCCGCCGCCUCCUCCUCUCCCCCCGCCACUUCCGGCACGGCCUCCAAACCGUAGCUCCGGCCACCAGCGCCUCGUCGUCUGCUUCCUCCUCUCCACUUCCAUUUCGCCGCCUCCAGGACCUCCUCCCCUCGCGCGUCCUCUCCCCAAGGCUCCUCUCCACCUCCGGCCGCGACGAUGACGGCAACAAGCCAUGGAGUUUCGCGGCCGACUCGGGCGAUCCGGACCCCUUCGCCCAUGAGGAAGCCACAGCUGACUCUGGAGAGGCGCUGCCGGUAGGACCUGCGGCCGUCGCCGACGAGCCCUGGACGAAGGGCUUCGGCGUGGAAGGCGAGAAUGGGGACGUGUUCGAGGGGAUCUACAAGGAGGCGGCAUCGGCGGUUCCGGCGAGCGGAGAGACGGCUCCGGCCGGUGACGAGGAGCAGUGGACGCUGAGUGGGGAUGAGAAGGAUCCCUUUGCCGAUUCCGUGCUCGGGGAGGGCAUCGAUGGGAUUCAAAGAGAGGGUGGUAGGCUCGAUGAGCUCGAUGCGGAUGAAGACCCUGAGGCUGAGCUGAAGCGACAGAAGAACAUGGAGAGGGAGAAGGAGCUGGCUGAGCUGAAGCGACAGAAGAACAUGGAGAGGGAGAAGGAGCUGAUGGAGAUACUCAAAGGUCCAAAUCGUGCAUUUGGUGAUCUCAUUGCUAACUCUGGGAUCACCGAGGGAAUGAUUGAUAGUUUGAUCCUCUUAAAGGAUGUCAGGGAUGUUCCAGGAUUGCCUCCCCUAAGUGAAAUAGAAGACGAAGCCAUCCAGAAACUAAGUGCAACAUCAAGUAGAGCUGAAGUCGAGCGCCAAAAGCAAGAAGAAAUUGCCAAGGCACGAGUAAGACAGGUUGAUGAGAAAGGAAGGGCUUACGGAACAGGGAAAAGGAAAUGCAGCAUUGCCCGUGUUUGGAUUCAGUCUGGUAAUGGCAAAUUCAUUGUCAAUGAAAAGGAGUUUGAUGCUUACUUCCCAAUUCUGGACCAUCGAGCCGAACUUCUUCGUCCAUUUACAGUUACCAAUAAUUUGGGGCUUUUUGAUGUGACCUGUACUGUGAAAGGUGGUGGCGUCUCAGGACAAGUUGGAGCUAUCCGCUUAGGAAUCAGCAGGGCCUUGCAGAAUUUUGAACCAGGAUUGCGUCCAUAUCUCAAAGCAGCUGGAUAUUUGACAAGAGAUUCGCGUGUGGUCGAAAGAAAAAAGCCUGGAAAGGCAAAAGCAAGAAAGAGCUUCCAAUGGGUCAAGCGGUAACAGGUCUGUCAGCAGAACUACCACAUAUUUUCGUGGCAGGUCUCUGCUCGUUGUUCUGGGUUUUCUUGUCAAUGUGGAGAUCUCCUUGCACUUGAUCUGUGGAAGGCCCUUUCAGGUUGAUACUAAAAUACUAUUGGUUGUAUCGACAUGGGGAUCAUGCUAUACUUGAGUAUUCUAUUUAUGAAAUGAUCACACAGCGAAUUGAUCCCGAGAAUAUCAUUUGAACUAAUCAAGAUUCGAAGUUGCUCUGCAAUGAGCUGCCAAUAAAACAGGCCGUGCCAAUUAAACUCAAUGUUCAGCUCCGAUGAAAAAUCCCCUCACCUCGAUGAGGGUUUCAUGGCUGAGAAACAGGUUUCGUAUGCCAACGGAUGAUUAUGAUAAUUUGCUUCACAAUUUCUUUUUCUUCUCCAUGUUUGUUCAUGUACUCUAGCCUUCAGGUAAUCAUUUGACUAUGGUAAAGGUGUUGUACACGAUUGUUUUGUGUCUGAAAUAAUAGUUAAAAGUCCCAAUCUCUGGCAUGGCUCGUUUUCAGUUUU